AUGGAGAUAAAGAAUCACACCGCGGUGACGGAGUUCGUCCUGCUGGGCAUCCCCCACACAGAGGGGCAGGAAACCGUGCUCUUCGCCGUGUUCUUGACCUUCUACCUCUGCACCCUGCUGGGGAACCUGCUCAUCCUGGUGGCCGUGCUGUCCGACUCCCGCCUGCACACCCCCAUGUAUUUCUUCCUCUGCAAUCUCUCGGUGCUGGACAUCGGCUUCUCCUCCGUGAGCACCCCGAAGGUGCUGGCCAUCUUGCUGCUGAGAAGCCGAGUCAUCUCCCUGGGGGGCUGCGUGUGCCAGGUCUUUUUCUACCACUUCCUGGGCAGCACCGAGUGCCUGCUCUACACGGUGAUGGCCUACGACCGCUUCGCCGCCAUCUGCUCCCCGCUGCGCUACACCAUCGUCAUGAACCGCCGCGUGUGCGCGCUGCUGGCCGCGGGCACCUGGGUCACCAGCUCCUUCCACGCCACGAUUCUCACCACCUUGACCUUCCAGCUGCCCUACUGUGGCUCUAACGUGGUGGACUAUUUCUUCUGUGACAUUUUCCCUGUAGUCAAAUUGGCGUGUGGCGAUACGCUUGUCAUUGAGACAGUGAGUUUCACCAACAUCGGCCUGGUGCCCAUGACGUGCUUCCUGCUCAUUCUAGCCUCCUACGUCCGCAUCGUCAUCGCCAUCCUGAAGAUGCGCUCGGCGGAGGGGAGGCGCAAGGCCGCGUCCACCUGCGUUUCCCACCUCUCGGUGGUCACCCUGUUCUUUGGUCCCUGUGCCCUCAUCUAUACCCAGCCGUCCUUGAGUGAAGUGCUGGUGACCCCGGUGCAGAUCUUUGGCAAUGUGGUGACCCCCAUGCUGAACCCCACAAUCUACACUCUGAGAAACAAAGAUGUAAAGGGUGCCCUGAAGAAGCUCUCUGGGGCCCAGAUUGUUUCAGAAGAACGUCACUAA
Otolemur garnettii (small-eared galago) is the source of this 942-nucleotide messenger RNA. Its product is annotated as olfactory receptor 958-like. The transcript has a single exon. Gene Ontology annotation, molecular function: olfactory receptor activity; G protein-coupled receptor activity. Gene Ontology annotation, biological process: G protein-coupled receptor signaling pathway. Bases 1 to 942 code for a protein of 313 amino acids. Gene Ontology annotation, cellular component: membrane. NCBI's taxonomy places the organism in Eukaryota, Metazoa, Chordata, Mammalia, Primates, Galagidae. The record is from RefSeq and is a predicted model, not a curated record.